This is a messenger RNA of Diorhabda sublineata, 4681 nucleotides long. RefSeq lists its product as uncharacterized. The record is from RefSeq and is a predicted model, not a curated record. Lineage: Eukaryota; Metazoa; Arthropoda; Insecta; Coleoptera; Chrysomelidae. The transcript has 5 exons. The coding region runs from base 1993 to 3192 and encodes 399 amino acids.
CCAAAGUCAUAAGAACGAUUUUACCAUACGCUAAAACUUAUAGUACUUAUUUUGCCCACCAGAGAACGGUGACGGUAAGAUGUUCAUAUUUAUUGUUGUUAUAACGCACAGACCACACCAGACGGGAAAGUAGAUCCAAAAAGAAGGCAGUUUUUUUCAUCAUUGUUCAGUACAUUACAAAUCGUAUUUAUCUGUCUUUAUCACACUUACUACAAAACGUUUGUAGAGGCGCUUUUGUAUUUACAGAAAUCUUUCGAAAGUUACAUUAUUUGCACACAGAUGUCACUACCAUAAUUGACAUUAAUAAAUGGAAUGUGAAAUGACACAUGUAAAACCCCGCCCGUUCUGUUUUGUUCAUCAUGCUACAUGCACUUGGAUUCUAUUUGUGGGUUUGUGUCGUUUCAAUAAUCAUCAUUCACCGGAAAAUGAGAUUUUGUAUUGUGUGCGGUAAUUCUGAAGACGACGUAAAGCAUUUAUUUUGCUUUCCCCGUAGCGCAGACAGGUCGCAAAUAUGGCAGGAAGCUAUGGGAAUGAAAUAUAGACCACUAUGUGGCCAUGUUAGAAUCUGCAAUGAGCAUUUCACAAAAGAUAGAUUUGUGCCGUGUACCUCAGUUUUACGUUUGAAAGCUGAUGCAGUGCCCACAAUUCUGGAAGUCCAGAAGGACCAUGUUAUGAAGGGACUGGACCAGAUAGCAAAUAAAAAAGUAAACAUUAUAUCCCAAUAUAUAAUAAAGCCAGAACCACAGACUCUUUUGGAUACCAAAUCAUUAAGUAAUGCAAACAGUGAAGUUACUGAACAUGAGAAAACAAAUUCCUCGCAGUCACCAUCCCAACGGGCUGUCACACCAAUUUCAAGUACAGUUAGAUAUAGAAGGACUCUUUUUAAGGACGUUGAAGGCUUGUGUUCAACACAGAUAACACCAAGAAAGCAAAAGUUGAUGGUUAUUGUGAAGAGGAAGCAGGGUCGCAUAAGAAAAUUACAAAAAGUUUGCAAACAAAAAGGGAAAAGGAUUAAAACUUUAAAAAAUAUAGCAAUGAAUAAUUGUUUCAAAGGUAAACAACAAGUAAUUAUAAUUUGCAUUUACUUCUAAACUAAUAAUUUUUUUCCUUGCAGGCAUGCCAUCUACCAUAUCUAACUUUAUGAUGUCUCAGAUUCGUUGUGCCAAGCGCUCGCCACAUGGGAGACGGUGGACACUGGAUGACAAAAUAAUGUCUUUAGCGAUUUAUAAACGAAGCCCAAAAUGCUAUGCUUUAUUAGAACGUCUCUUAGUUCUUCCAUCAAGAAGAACACUUUUUUCAUUACUGCAGAGCAUUCCUUUCGAUGUGGGAAUUAAUGAACGCCUUUUCCUUCAUCUGGGGCACUGCCUUUAACGAUUUGAUGAAAAGGAUCGUUUUUGCACGCUGGCCUUUGAUGAGAUGGCAAUAAGGGAACAUAUAAAAUAUAAUCCAUCGGCUGACUGUAUCGAAGGUCUGGAAGAUUGUGGAAGCGGUAAGAGAACCAGGCAGUUGGCAAGAUAUGCCCUAGUCUUCUUUGCCCAAGGAAUUUGCCGAGCAUGGAAACAACCUCUUGCCUAUUACUUUACAGCCAACGGCGUUUCUGCACAGAAAUUGCAGUGUGUACUGAGAGAGGUGUUAGAUGCUGCGAGUAAGGCUCACAUUCCCAUAGUGGCCACCAUUUGUGACAUGGGCACUGCUAACGUGAGAGCUAUAAAAAACAUGGGAUCAGACAUUAAUAAUCCUUACUUUGUGCACAAUGAAUUGAAAAUAUUUACCAUAUUUGAUGUGCCACAUCUAUUGAAAUGUUUUCGGAACCUAUUUCGGAAAUAUAAUAUUUUGCUUCCCACUGUAACCGUUGCUACUCAACGACAAUUAAUGCAAGCCAGGUGAUCAGAUAUAAAAAUUGCUUAUGAGCAAGACAAGAAAAAUCCACUGAUCUUUCGCAGUCUACAUAAGUUAAAAGAUUUUUAUUUAUAUCCAGUAGGCCAAACAGCUAUGAAAGUUAAAGUUGCUGCACAAACCUUGAGCCGAACAGUGUCUGUAUAUUUAUAUAAUUUAGUGCAACAAAACAUUUUGUCACCACGAUCAUUAGCUACUGCAACCUUUAUUCAAGAAAUGGAUGAGUUAUUUGACAGCCUAAAUGCUUCAGCUAGAGUUGCACCUGAUGGCAAGCCGUUUAAAUGCAUCGUUUCCGAAGAAUCAGGCCACACUUCGUUUUGGGAAGAUGCAUUCAGAAGAGUAAAUCAAUAUAAAUUUAUAAGAAAACCAGACGAUGAAUUUAACGCCCAUCAUUGGAAACCGCCAUCACAGCGAGGAUGGCUACAUACCUUGAGAGCCACCACUGAACUGUGGAAAUUUCUAAAAACGCAAGGGGUCAAAACUUUGAAAACAAAAUGUAUAAAUCAGGAUGGACUUGAAAACCUUUUUGGAAAUAUUCGUGCAGGCUGUGGUUCUAAUGAAAAUCCUACUGUGACACAGUUUAUCGGGUCUCUGAAAACACAAAUUAUUAAUGGACUCACAAAUCAGGGUUUGAAGGGAACAAAUUGCGAGGAAGAUGAAUUAACUCUUUUAAGUAAUUUACGUUCCUUGUUAGAACCUGCUGCUGGUGUUUCAGAAUCCGUUGAAAGUAUGAACGAAUCAAGUAUUGAAAUUGCAGGCACCUCACUAAGUAAUUACAGCAACUCUAGUGCAUUUGCUGUUGACAUUGCAAAUGCUGUAGAAAUUGGUUCUCUUCAGACAUUAUCGGUUGCUUAUGUCAGCGGUUUUAUAACUAAAAAAUUAUUUUCAAACUUUGUUUGCGAUAGAUGCAGUUACAUCUUGAGCUCAGAUGACACUGAGCCAUGUAAUCAAUUUAUUUCCAAUAAGGAAUUCUCAAAUUCUAAGAAUAAAUUGUUUUAUCCUUCUAAACAGUUUGUUAUUGCGGUUGGUAUUGGUAUUACAGUUUUAGAGAAUAAGCUACCAAUUAUUUGUGAAAAGAAUAACCUACAAGGUGUAGCAACAAAUUUGCUUAACCAAGAAAUUGAUUUCUCAUUUAUUACUUGUGAGGAACAUUUUUAUUUUUUGAAAGAUUUUUUUCUUAAAAGUAUAUGUAGAAUCGGAAUCCCAUGGUACUGUACAAGACUUGUCCGAAAUUUAAGAUCUGAAGCCAGCCGGCAAAUGUCAGCACGCACAAAAAGAAAAAUUUUGCAUAAAUAAUAACAAUACCAUUAAAUGUCUACUGUCUUCUUGGACAAUUCAUACACCUACAGUACCAUCAAAUUCUGAUUCAUUGGGUCCACAUUUACAAACAACUUUGUCCUCUUGCAUAACGUUUUGUUUCAGUUUUCUUGGAAUCCCUAUGAUCUAAUGUUACUAGUUCUCAUUCAGUCUGUGUUUGUUAUGAAAAGAUGUGGCAUAGCAUUAUUAUUAUUGUGAAUCUUUGUUGUACUUAUGCAAAUACAAUUUGACAAAGCUCAAUUUUUGUUUCAAUUAUUUUUCUAAAUGUUUAAAAACAUUUUAAAUUAAAUUUUAAUUCAAAAUUAAAAAUCCCGCUAUUCGUCGGCCAAGAGCGCCACCUAGGUACGUUUUAUAUCGCGAUGAGAGAGAAGAACAACAACUGUUUCUCUCGUCUGCCACUUCCAGAUUAUUGAGUUGCGUGUCUGGUGUGGUCUGUGUUAUAACGGAAUUCGGUAGUUGAUGGACAGUGUUGGCGGAAUAAUCUCGAAGCCGGGAUGUACGACGAAAUGAAUAUAUUACGAUCUAUUUAUGGUUUCUACGAGAAUUAAAAAAAAUUUAUUCGAUUCGAUUAAUUCUCAAUAUUGAUUUGUUUUUAUAAUUGAAACGCAUAAAUUGUAAUCGAUUUAUGGAAACCGAAAAUCUGGUUGUCCGCGGUCACUUUGUUCUGUGAAAAAUGGGAGUAGCAGUGUAUGUAACUGUACGGGGUAAUAUGAUAAGUGACUUAAAUACUUACAGAUUGAGGUAAGAGGGAUUUUAAAGAUGAUUUUCUACUCGAUACGUCGUGUUCUUUACCAAAAAUGCAACACAGCAUCGCCGCCAUCUGUACAUCGUGUUGAGAAGCGUAAUGCGAAAUUCUAAUGAUGAAAAAUUGAAUUAUAACCCACACGAAACGUAGGAAUAAUGAAGUCAGAUAAAAAUAUACAGGGUGCUAACAAAUAUAUAUAGAAAUAUACUUAACCAAAAUGAUAUAAGGAAGACUUUGUUGAAAGACGUGAAAAUUAGGUUAGGUUAGUUAAGUUAUUUGUUUCUUUUGUGUGAGGCUGUCAACGGGGAACGUAUUAAAAAAAAGAAGAAUUCAAGAAAAAUUGCGUUUUAUUAGAUAGGACGUGGUGAUUAAGACAGAGAUAAGUAUACAGGGUAUUGAAAAUAUACUCGAAGAAAAUGUAAUUGCAGUGGUAUUCGAGACGUUCUGUCGAUAUUUAUGAAAGUUAGUUUGAGUUCUCUGUCACCGUACAAAAUAUUAACAUCGCCGCCAUCUAGUCGAAACGCGUAAUGUGAAGUUAUGAUGAUGCAAUAAAUAUAUACAGGAUGUUCGGAAAUACUUAAAACAAGUGACAUUUGGAAUAUUUUUUUGACGUACGCGAAAAUUAGGUUAAGUUCUUCAUUUUUAGAACUAUCAAUGUGAAAGUUAUUAGAAAAGAAGUAUUUUAGAGAUAUUUCAAGUUUAUUUGAGAUAAAAAAGAAGAAA